AUGGCUGCCUCCAAGCCAGUCGAGCCGCAGUCGGGCACCGGCCUCCCCCGUUGGCAGCUGGCUCUGCUGGUCGGCGCGCCCAUAGUGCUCGGGGUGGGAGCUGUGUAUCUAUGGAACCGCAGUAGGGGCAAGGGACGGCUAGGAAAAAGCAGCGGCGAGCGGAUAACACCGGAAGGCAGCGCCAGUCCGGAGGAGGGCCAAGACGGCUCCUCGCGAGCCAACCGGGAGCUGGAGAACUUGAGUCCUUUGGAUCGUGCCCAAGCGGCAAAGAACAAAGGCAACAAAUACUUUAAGGCAGCCAAGUACGAGAACGCCAUCCAGUGUUACACAGAGGCCAUUGCGCUCUGCCCCACCGAACAGAAGAGCGACCUGUCGACGUUCUAUCAGAACCGAGCGGCGGCGUAUGAGCAGCAGAUGAAAUGGACUGAGGUGGUGCAAGAUUGCUCAGAGGCGGUAAAGCUCAACCCACGUUACAUAAAAGCUCUCUUCAGGAGGGCCAAAGCUCUUGAGAAACUGGACAAUAAGAAAGAAUGCCUGGAAGAUGUCACCGCCGUGUGUAUCCUGGAGGCCUUCCAGAACCAGCAGAGCAUGUUACUGGCAGACAAAGUGCUCAAGCAGCUGGGAAAGGAGAAGGCCAAAGACAAAUACAAGAACCGAGAGCCGAUGAUGCCUUCUCCCCAGUUCAUCAAAUCCUACUUUGGUUCUUUCACCGAUGACAUCAUUUCGCAGCCGCUGCAGAAGGGCGAGAAGAAAGAUGAAGACAAGGAUAAUGAGGGCGAGGCCUCCGAGGUCACGGCUAGUUCGGGCUACCUGAAGGCCAAGCACUACAUGGAUGAGGAGAACUACGACAAAAUCAUCAGCGAAUGCACUAAGGAGGUGGACUCGGAGGGCCGCUACAUGGCUGAGGCGCUGCUCCUGCGCGCCACCUUUUACCUGUUAAUUGGCAACGCCACCGCCGCUCAGCCCGACUUGGACCGCGUCAUCAACAUGCAGGAAGCCAACGUCAAGCUGCGGGCCAAUGCCCUCAUCAAGCGUGGGAGCAUGUACAUGCAGCAACAGCAACCAUUGCUUUCCACACAGGACUUCAACAUGGCAGCAGAGAUCGACACACGCAAUCCCGAUGUGUACCAUCACAGGGGGCAGCUUAAGAUCCUGCUGGACCAAGUGGACGAAGCUGUAGGAGACUUUGACGAAUGCAUCUUGCUCAGACCUGACUCUGCUCUCGCCCAGGCUCAGAAGUGCUUCGCUCUGUACAGACAAGCAUACACCGGGAACCACCCAUCACAAGUCCAGAUAGCCAUGGAUGGUUUCGAGGAUGUUAUCAGAAGGUUUCCCAAGUGUGCUGAGGGCUACGCACUAUAUGCUCAGGCUUUAACCGAUCAGCAACAGUUCGGAAAGGCAGACGAGAUGUACGACAAGUGUAUUGAACUGGAACCAGACAACGCCACUACAUAUGUUCACAAAGGACUGUUACAGCUCCAGUGGAAACAAGACCUGGACUUGGGCCUGGACCUCAUCAGCAAAGCCAUUGAAAUUGACAACAAAUGUGACUUUGCUUACGAAACAAUGGGAACAAUCGAAGUUCAAAGGGGUAAUCUGGACAAGGCAAUUGAAAUGUUCAACAAGGCUAUCAACUUGGCAAAAUCGGAGAUGGAGAUGGCCCACUUGUACUCUCUGUGCGACGCGGCGUACGCUCAGACGGAGGUAGCCAGGAAGUACGGCCUCAAGCCCCCGACGCUGUAA
Nerophis lumbriciformis (worm pipefish) is the source of this 1743-nucleotide messenger RNA. The record is from RefSeq and is a predicted model, not a curated record. NCBI's taxonomy places the organism in Eukaryota, Metazoa, Chordata, Actinopteri, Syngnathiformes, Syngnathidae.